CUGCAGCCGAGGGCUGUCUGGGAAGAGCUGGGACCGGGGCCGGGUCGGCAGCCGCUGCCUCUUCUUCCAGCCCAUCUAUUUUUAAUGAGCUCCCCAGCCUUCUGCAGCGGGCUGGACUCAGAGAGGCAGGCCCAGGCGGUGGAGGCCCGAGGCCCCAGCCCUGCCCCGAGCCCUGGCACCUCCACCCUUCUGGGCAUGAGAGGGCGGCCCUGGGGCCCCGCAGCCCCCCAGCCGGGCUGGGCUCUCCAUGCAGCUGGUGCUGAAGAUGGAUUCCAGCCCAGACAAUGACAGCUGGUUGGAGGAUCAGUGGGAACGCUGGCUCACCCAUGACAUCAGCCUAGAGGAGUUUGAGGAUGAAGACCUCUCCGAGAUCACCGAUGAGUGCGGCAUCAGCCUGCAGUGCAAAGACACCCUGUCCUUACGGCCCCCACGCGCCGGCCUGCUGUCUGGGGGCAGCGGCGGCUGCGGCGGCGACGGGGGGAGCCGGCUGCAGGCCGAGAUGCUGCAGAUGGACUUGAUCGACGCGGCGGGGGACACUCCCGGCGCUGAGGACGACGAAGAGGAGGACGAGGAGGAGCGUGCGGCGCGGCGGCCGGGAGCGGACCCGCCUGAGGCGGAGCCCCGCCAGGAGACGGCGCCCCGCGGCCAGGGUCAGGGCCAGGGCCCGGGCGGCGGGGACACGUACCGGCCCAAGCGGCCCACCACGCUCAACCUCUUCCCGCAGGUGCCGCGGUCUCAGGACACACUGAAUAAUAAUUCCCUGGGCAAGAAGCACAGUUGGCAGGAUCGGGUGUCGAGAUCAUCCUCACCGCUGAAGACAGGGGAGCAGACACCUCCACAUGAGCACAUCUGCCUGAGCGAUGAGCUGCCGCCCCCAGGCAGCCCCGCCCCCACCAAGGAUCGAGGCACCUCCACCGACAGCCCUUGCCGCCGAAGCGCUGCCACCCAGAUGGCACCUCCUGGUGGCCCCCCUGCUGCCCCACCGGCUGGCCGGGGCCAUUCGCAUCGAGACCGCAUCCACUACCAGGCGGACGUGCGGCUGGAGGCCACCGAGGAGAUCUACCUGACACCAGUGCAGAGGCCCCCAGACCCUGCAGAGCCCAACUCCGCCUUCCUGCCGCCAGCUGAGAGCCGGAUGUCGGUCAGCUCCGACCCAGACCCUGCCACUUACCCGGCAACUGCAGGGCGGCCACACCCCUCCAUCAGCGAGGAGGACGAGGGCUUCGACUGCUUGUCGCCCCCGGAUCGGGCCGAGCUGCCAGGUGGAGGAUGGCGGGGGAGCCUGGGCGAGCCGCCGCCGCCUCCACGGGCCUCGUUGAGCUCGGACACCAGCGCCCUGUCCUACGACUCGGUCAAGUAUACGCUGGUGGUGGAUGAGCACGCACAGCUGGAGCUGGUGAGCCUGCGGCCAUGCUUCGGCGACUACAGCGACGAGAGUGACUCGGCCACCGUCUACGACAACUGCGCCUCUGCCUCCUCCCCCUACGAGUCGGCCAUUGGGGAGGAGUACGAGGAGGCCCCCCGGCCUCGGCCCCCCGCCUGCCUCUCUGAGGACUCCACGCCCGAUGAACCCGAUGUCCACUUCUCCAAGAAGUUCCUGAACGUCUUCAUGAGUGGCCGCUCUCGCUCCUCCAGUGCAGAGUCCUUCGGGCUCUUCUCCUGCGUCAUCAACGGGGAGGAGCAGGAGCAGACCCACCGGGCCAUAUUCAGGUUUGUGCCUCGACAUGAAGACGAACUUGAGCUGGAAGUGGAUGACCCUCUGCUGGUGGAGUUGCAGGCUGAGGACUACUGGUAUGAGGCCUACAACAUGCGCACGGGUGCCCGGGGCAUCUUUCCUGCCUACUACGCCAUCGAGGUCACCAAGGAGCCUGAACAUAUGGCAGCCCUGACCAAAAACAGCGACUGGGUGGACCAGUUCCGGGUGAAGUUCCUGGGCUCAGUCCAGGUUCCCUAUCACAAGGGCAAUGACGUCCUUUGUGCCGCUAUGCAAAAGAUUGCCACCACCCGCCGGCUCACCGUGCACUUUAACCCGCCCUCCAGCUGCGUCCUAGAGAUCAGCGUGCGGGGCGUGAAGAUAGGCGUCAAGGCUGACGACUCCCAGGAGGCCAAGGGGAAUAAAUGUAGCCACUUUUUCCAGUUAAAAAACAUCUCUUUCUGCGGAUACCAUCCAAAGAACAACAAGUAUUUUGGGUUCAUCACCAAGCACCCUGCCGACCACCGGUUUGCCUGCCAUGUCUUUGUGUCUGAAGAAUCCACCAAAGCCCUGGCAGAAUCCGUGGGGAGAGCGUUCCAGCAGUUCUACAAGCAGUUCGUGGAGUACACCUGCCCCACAGAAGAUAUCUACCUGGAGUAGCAGCGCUGCCUCGCCCUCUGCAUCCCCUGGGCCCUGGGGCCGGCGCCAGGACGGCUGGCUGCUGACAGGACAUGGCACUGCUUGAGGAGGGGCACCUGCCACUACCAGAGGAUGGGGAAGUGGGGGGCUGUUGGC
Molecule: messenger RNA, 2488 nt
Organism: Eubalaena glacialis (North Atlantic right whale)
Lineage: Eukaryota; Metazoa; Chordata; Mammalia; Artiodactyla; Balaenidae
Gene: MAPK8IP1
Product: mitogen-activated protein kinase 8 interacting protein 1
Exons: 12
Coding region: 248-2353 (701 amino acids)
Biological process (GO): regulation of JNK cascade
Cellular component (GO): cytoplasm
Molecular function (GO): protein binding
Source: RefSeq, a predicted model, not a curated record